AUGUGGGUGUCCCAGCGAAGGGGCCGAACGGCCAGACCCGCUGUCCCUUCGGUCCUCCAGCCACCGAGGGGGCGCAGGCGCGGUGCCGAUGCCGGCGGCUGGCCUGUUCGGGCGGCGGUGAGGCGGGGCCUCGAUUCGGGUUUGUGUGAAUUGGGGGCGGGUUGGAGUGGGGAAGGGCUGCGCUGGUGCUCGGGGAGCGGCACCGAGCUUCUCUGGGCAGGGCUGGAACCGCCGGGCCCUCCGGUGACCCGCAGCCCGAUUUUAGUUAUGAGUCAGGACCCGAGUGGGAUCAAGCAGCAGAAUUUGGGAGUACCUGUCAUUAGCAUGGCGGAAAGUGCAGAUGGGGAACGGGGUUCAGUGACCUCUGCAUCAGAGAAGGACACGGGUGGGAAAUUAACUCUGAUACAGAGAGUUUCCAAGCGAUCUUUGCCAGUUGAUUCAUCAAGGGAUGAUGAUCGGGACUUGGGAACCUCAACACCAAAGCAUGGUCGGACUGAGGGCAGUGUCGCUGAGGAUCCAGCCACAAGGGAAAGGGAACAAAGUCAGACUGAAGAGAGUGACAUGAGAGACACUGGAACUGGCCCAAGUGAGGCAACUCCUCUCGUCACAGGCUCAUUAAGCAAGGGAACGUCAAGUGUCGACCCAGGAACAGAUCCAAAGUCUACAAUCUCCCAGUUCCUGCCACAGUGGGAUGGUUAUCAGGAGAGACUGACGCAGGUGAUUGAAGAGGGAGUUCAAAGGCUCAGCUGCAUGUUAGAAUGGGAGGGACACUUCCAUGGACAAGAACAUCAGAAAGUCACAGAAAUCACAGAAAAGGAAAACUGGAUAGAGAGUUCCCCACUCUUCCUCUGUCUGGCAAUGGAGAAAGGCUCCCAGUCCCAGACAGUGGUGUGGGAAUCCUUUGUGAAAAUGCGGAAUGAGUUGGCAAAGUUGGACAAAGUGUUGAAAGAAGUUCUGGAGCUCGGUCCUGAUCCGCACGAAUACAUGACCAUUGGCCGAGGUUUAUGUGAUUUAUCCCCACAACUGAAAGAUGCUCAGAAGAAACACAAGGAAACUCUCCGGGCACAAACUGAAACACUGAGAGUGAACACAAUCCUGAUGAGGGAGAAGGUUAAGGUUUACCCAUUGGUUGAUCGAUACGCUGAGCUCACAGUCAUUUCUACUGUUCGACAUCAGAGACUUGUGGAACACGAGCUGCUGGCAAGGGGACAAAACCAUGAGCAGUGCAGACAGAAACAACUCCAGGGAGAGCUGGAAAAUAUCCAGACUGAUCAAUUGUUCCAGAGCAACUUCUCUCAGAGUAAAUCCACAGCUGGGAGUUCGGCAGCAGUGGCUGGAGUGGCUGGGAUCGGGAAGACAACAAUGGUGCAAAAGAUUGUUUAUGACUGGGCCACGGGGAAAAUAUUCCGACACUUUCAGUUUGUCUUCAGUUUCAAAUUCCGAAAUUUAAACUCCAUUACAGACAGAAUAAACCUGAGGGAACUGAUUCUGGGUCAGUAUCCUUACUUUGGGAAUAUCCUGGGAGAGGUCUGGAAGAACCCAGAGGGAUUGUUGUUUAUAUUUGAUGGUUUGGAUGAAUUCAAGGACAGAAUCAAUUUUGCUGACAGUUGCAGAGAUGCAGAACCGCAGCAUGUGUGCCCAGAUCCCGAGUGGUGGUGCGAAGUGUCUGACAUUGUGUACAGUUUAAUCCAGCGCAAACUACUCCCAGGGUGUUCAGUGCUGGUGACCACCCGCCCCACUACGUUACAUUUAUUGGAAAAGGCGGAGAUCAGUGUCUGGGCUGAAAUCCUGGGAUUUGUUGGUGAGGAACGGAAGGAAUAUUUCAGUAGGUUUUUUGAAGAUCAGAUGGUGGCAGCAGCUGUUUUCAAACACGUGGAGGAGAACGAGAUCCUGUACACCAUGAGCUACAACCCCUCCUACUGUUGGAUCCUUGCUCUGGCACUGGGCCCCUUCUUCACACAAAGAGACAGGGACCCACUGCGAGUUCCCAAGACCAUCACCCAAUUGUAUUCCUACUAUAUUUACAACAUGCUGAAAAAUCACAGCUGUGAGAUUGAAAGCCCCUGUGAUGUGUUACUGAGGAUUGGUCAGAUGGCCUUUACAGGAGUGUCCGAGAAGAAAAUUGUGUUUACAGAUGGAGAUUUGAUCAAGUACAGUCUGCAGCCUUCCCAGUUCCUGUCCGGGUUCCUGAUGGAACUUUUGGAGAGAGAGGAUUCUGCUCGGAGCGUGGUGUACACAUUCCCACACCUCACCAUCCAAGAGUUUGUAGCUGCACUCGCACAAUUCCUGACUCCAGAUCCCAGGGAUAUCCUGAAACUCCUCAGUGAAGCCCACAGUACAACAGAUGGUCGAUUUGAGGUAUUUCUCCGUUUUGUUGCUGGUCUCUCAUCCCCGGGGUCAGCUCAGGACCUGGAGGAGUUUCUGGGUCCAUUUCCUCAUCAAACAACCUGCCAAGUGAUUGAUUGGGUGAAAGAGGAGGUUAAAUGCCAGAUUGGAAAUGCAUGGAGUCAAACGGGUAAAAGGAGCCUCCUGAACACAUUGCAUUACCUGUUUGAGUCUCAGAAUUGUGGAGUGGCUGAGGCCACACUGGGAUCUGUGCAAAUGCUUUCAUUUACUGGAUUGCGACUGACCCCGAUUGACUGCGCAGUCCUGUCUCGUGUCAUUGGGCUAUGUGAUACAAUAAAACACCUUGAUCUGUGGGGCUGCCACAUUCAGUGUGAAGGACUCCAGCAGCUGGGACCUGGGCUGCACAAGUGCCAAGUUUUGCGACUGGAGAAAAACGAUCUGGGAGAUUCAGGAGUGAAACUGGUGUCUGUGGCUCUGAGAAACCCGGAGUGUAAAAUACAGAAACUGGGGCUGAGGGAUCUUGGUCUCACAGAUUCUUGCACUGAGGAUCUCACCUGCGCUCUCGGUACAAACCGCUCACUGACAGUGCUGGACUUGGGGAAAAACUCCUUCACAGACCGAUCUGUCCCUGCUCUCUGCCACCUUGGACUGACCCUCCCGAAUCUGGAGCUGAUCACGCUGUGGGAGAAUCAGUUCAGUUCAAGUGGAGAGAAUCAACUGAAGUUACUGCAGAGACUCAGACCAGGACUGAGUGUGUCCCUGUAAACAUCUCACUGUAGGAACAUCACCACCCUCAGGAUGGGAACACCUCUGGCCGACAGCCUGCCCUCCCCUUUAAACGGCUGCACCGUGGAUUUAACAUCGAGCGGCUGUACUGGUUCUGAGCUUGAGCUGAGAGGGCUGUAGUAUCAGGGGUGGUUCUGCUGCCUCAUGACUCAGCGACCCCGUCCACUUGGCCCUGGGGAGCUGCACUGACAGGAAGGGCCCAGGUGGGGAUCAGUUUGGGACAACAGUAAUGGCAUUCUGUGACCUGGGUGGGGUUAUGCCGGGUGAGAACUCUUUUGGCCACAUUACUCAUGAUGGUGCACCUGGGAUUUUUACUCCAGUCCCUGUUGCAGCCUGUCGAUAUAGUGUUAAUUUGUCUGAUAUCUCAAUAGUUGGUUCUUGGUCUGCAGUCAUCUCGCACACUACCCUGGUGUGAUUUUGUAGUCAGUGGUGACCCUGAUGCAGAGUGACAGUGAUGAAUGGAUUAUUUAACCUGCCACUCAUUGUUUACAAAUUGAAACUGAACUGUGAACAGGUUAUUUUGCUCUGUAUUUAGGUUACAAUUACCAUGGUGAAACCAAUAAACGGUUGUCAGUUCCGGA
Messenger RNA from Pristis pectinata (smalltooth sawfish), 3713 nucleotides. Its product is annotated as NACHT, LRR and PYD domains-containing protein 3-like. The transcript is spliced from 10 exons. The record is from RefSeq and is a predicted model, not a curated record. Gene Ontology annotation, cellular component: cytoplasm. Lineage: Eukaryota; Metazoa; Chordata; Chondrichthyes; Rhinopristiformes; Pristidae. Gene Ontology annotation, molecular function: protein binding. Bases 1 to 3111 code for a protein of 1036 amino acids.